AUGAAACACCUCACAAUUCUCCUGUUCGGCAAUCUAGCUUGUGCCAGCAUAGUGCUCAAGUUAUCAGAUUCAGACGCCGCAGCGGUGGGCUCAUUGACAUCCUCCAUCAGCAACGUCCAACACACCUUUUACGGAUACCCCGACAACGACCCACCGGGUCCAGCAACAGCAUACAACUGCGGCGGACGCAAUUUCGUCGCCGGCGGCACAGGCACCCACGACAACCCGCUCACCAUGGCCACUGCGCCCGGCAAACUCAAUCAGUGCGAGACCAUCUAUGUGCCUUACCUGAAGAAGUACGUUCGGUUCGAAGACACUUGUGCGCAAUGCACCGAUGAUUGGAACGGCGGGUCGGGAAAAAGACAUAUCGACAUUUGGACCGGUAGUAGUACCAUCAACGGCGGCCAGAAGCAGAUUGACUGUGAAGAUGCCUUGACGCCGGACCAGCCAAAGACGAUUGUGAGGAAUCCAGCGGCGAAUUUGGAGGUUGAUGGUAAGUUUGAGUUGAUAAAGAGAGCCAGCCCUGAAGAGAUAACCUAUGCUUUGCAUCCUCAUCUCCAGCUAUGCGGACUGACAGUCUCUCGCCGAAGAAGCGAGAAGUUCCUAUAG
Molecule: messenger RNA, 609 nt
Organism: Exophiala dermatitidis NIH/UT8656
Lineage: Eukaryota; Fungi; Ascomycota; Eurotiomycetes; Chaetothyriales; Herpotrichiellaceae
Exons: 1
Coding region: 1-609 (202 amino acids)
Source: RefSeq, a predicted model, not a curated record